UUCCGCUACCGUGUGGGACGGGACUAAUGUGACGGUCUCCUCUGCGUAUCUCGCUCCCACUUGAAAGGCGGAGUUUGUGUGUGUUUUUUAAAGUGGAAAACAAGGCUAGGAAAACGAAACUUAAUGCGCUCUGACGGGGAGGGAAAAGGUACAAGUGAGUUCCGGCUGUGGACACAGGACUCCCGUGCGCUUCCGAGCCCUGCACUGCUCGGCCGAUGGACAGGCAGCCGCUGCUCAGAAACCUUGAAGCCGACCAACCAUGUCAGCCCCUGGAUCCCAAGCUAUUAGCUGUGGCUGCAGCUCAAGCUUACCCCGAAGCUUCAGGAGCCGAGGGAUUUGCCUCCGCUCCGUCAGUUCACCUGCUGGAUAACGUGACUGGAUACGAGGGGACCACAGCAGAUGGGGAGAGGUUUGUUCCCCCGCCUGUUUUCUCGGAGGCAGCAGCAAGGAGAGAUGAGCCUCAUCCACAGAGGGCGUGGAGUAUUCCAUCCAUCACUGAGGAGACGGCCAGAGAGGCGUUUAUUCAGUAUGCAUCCAGCACCUGUUGCUACAGUUCCAAGCCGGCCAAAGAAAUGGUCUUUCUAGAUUUAAAACCGUGUAACGCCUUUAGAUAUCGCCUGGAAAGCUUCACUGAAUCCAGAUCGACUGAGUGGACAUCAAUGCCUUAUAAAGGUCAGUUUGUGGACAGCUGCACUUAUGGGGCUGCCCCCCUUCCCUGGAAUAUUAUAGUGGAAAUACCACAAAUGUUUCAGAACGACAUCAGGAAGGUCCCAGUGCCACACACUUCAUCCAUUAAGGGAUGUCACGCAUGCAUGGCGAUGGGUAGAAGGGCAUGUACCAAAUGCACUGCAACUGGACGGGUGAGAUGCCAUAUGUGCAGCGGUCGUGGAUACAGACUUGAUGACAGAUGCAAUCCCUGCCACGGUACUGGGCUUAGAGGCUGUACUUCGUGUUCCGGAUGUGGUACAAACCCCUGUGAGACAUGUGAACAAAGCGGACAGCUCAUGAUGCACAUCCAGCUAACAGUCAAGUGGAAAAAUAACGUUAAUGAAUACGUUGCUGACCGACAUAUCGGACUUUCUUUAGAACUGUAUACGAAAAUGGCUGGGCAGAACAUCUUUACCGAUGAACAGCCCAUGGUCAGUCCUAUCUUGGCGUUUCCAGAAAUUCAGAUCAGUCAGGCCUCCCAGAAGAUCAUCCAGGAGCACCGACAGCAGCUGACAAGAACUUCUCUCAUCAUCCAGCAGCGUCAAACAAUUGAGUUCAUUCCCGUCACUCAGGUAUACUAUGAGUGGAAAGGAAACGAAUACCAUUACUUCACAUGCGGCAUUGACAACAAAGUGCAUGCUCCGGACUACCCCGCCAAGUGUUGCUGCACCAUUCUAUAAGCUGUCAUUCCAUCAACUCUGCUCACCCAAGCUCCAUGAUGCACCCGUAGCCCAAAGAUCCAAAAGCCCUUAUCAAACUCUGCACUUUCCUGUUGAGUUAACGCCACUAAAAUUGGAUCAGCUGUCCCUUAUCAAAGGAUAAGAAAAUGCCAACAUUAUCACAUUGAUUACCCACUCGAUUGAGUUCUAGAUUAGGAUUAGUCCUGGUUCAAUCCUUGAUCAGCCACUGAUGGAUUGGACACCACAAUGAGGUUAGGGUAAAGGGAUAGGGAGUGACUGAGAUAUGGCAGAGGGAGAGACUGACAUGGGCAGAGGGAGAGGCUGAGAAACACACAUGAACAAAGAGAUUGAAAGAGAGACACCAGCAGACAACCCGAGAAACAGGCCCUUUGGCCCAACUGUCUACGCCAUUUAAGAGGCCACUCGGUGAUUCCUAUUUGCCUGCAUUCAUAUCCCUCUAAAUCUU
Molecule: messenger RNA, 1854 nt
Organism: Amblyraja radiata (thorny skate)
Lineage: Eukaryota; Metazoa; Chordata; Chondrichthyes; Rajiformes; Rajidae
Product: protein SSUH2 homolog
Exons: 13
Coding region: 216-1388 (390 amino acids)
Source: RefSeq, a predicted model, not a curated record